This is a messenger RNA of Punica granatum (pomegranate), 1605 nucleotides long. Lineage: Eukaryota; Viridiplantae; Streptophyta; Magnoliopsida; Myrtales; Lythraceae. The record is from RefSeq and is a predicted model, not a curated record.
GUCGCCGGGUCCAUUCCGGUCGGAGCUGACAAACCAGAAGUAACCUCCAUUGGCAGUCUCGUUAUGCCCACCAUUGCCAUUUCUUCUUCUUCUUCUUCUUCACGGAAGAAGCGAGGAUCCAACCCCAGCUUACAUCAUCUCCUUCUUCUCCUUUUUCUCCUCUACCAUGCCCUUGAAGCCCCGGAACUCCAUCACCAUCACCCUGAUGCUCUCCCUCACGUUCCUCGCCCUCUUCUUCUCCGGCCUCCUCCAAUUCCCAUCUCUCUCCGCCCCUCUCCCCUCCUUCAGGGACCCCGCCCUCCUCUCUGGCCCCAAUACCACGCCGGACCCGUUCACCGACCUACUUUCGGCAUACAAGAAGUGGGAUUCCCAGGUGGGCUGCACCCAGUUCAGGGAGAGGCACAAAGCUUGGAUCUUGACUCGGACUGGGUCAAGCAGGUCAAAUGAGUCUUCCUCCUUGCAGGUUUCCCCUGGUGAAUCUGAAUGCAGUGAGCUUCAGCUGAACCAUGCGAGUGUUCUUGUCAAAGGCUGGACUUGGAUCCCUGACAAUUUGGAUAAUUUGUACGCUUGCCGCUGCGGGUUGAGCUGUUUGUGGACUAAAUCUCCGGUUCUCGCGGAUAAACCCGAUGCAUUGCUGUUCGAGACUUCCACACCUCCUCGUCAGAGGCGCACUGGAGAUCCACUGCGAGUUUACAUGGAUCUGGAGGCAGGAAGAAAGCGAUCGGGCUUUGAAGAUUUGUUUAUAAGUUACCAUGCAAAAGAUGAUGUUCAGUCAACCUAUGCGGGAUCACUCUUUCACAAUGGCCGGAACUAUCAUGUCUCGUCUUAUAAGAACAAUGAAACUCUUGUAUAUUGGUCCUCAUCUCGGUGCCUUCCUCAAAGAAAUGAGCUGGCCAGGAGGCUCCUUAAGUUACUUCCUCAUCACUCCUUCGGGAAGUGCUUAAACAAUGUGGGAGGCUUAGACAAGGCCCUCUCUUAUUAUCCAGAGUGUGCAAAUGAUGCGAGCACCGUCCCUAGAUGGUGGGACCACCUCCAUUGUGCCAUGUCCCACUACAAGUUUGUCCUUGCGGUAGAGAACACUUGGACUGAGAGUUAUGUCACUGAGAAGCUUUUCUAUGCCCUGGACUCGGGCUCAGUACCUAUUUAUUUCGGAGCCCCCAAUGUGGCAGACUUUGUGCCUCCGCACUCGAUCAUCAAUGGGAAUAAAUUUAGUUCCAUGGAGGAGCUGGCGAAUUAUGUUAUUGCCCUCAGUAAUGAUCCUGUGGCGUAUGCCGAGUACCACGCAUGGAGGAGGUGCGGGGUGAUGGGAAAUUACGGAAAUGCCCGGGCAGCGAGCCUCGACACCUUGCCGUGCCGAUUGUGUGAGGCUGUAAGCAGAAAGGGUGGAAGAAGCGCAAAAUCUAAUCUGUGAAGAGUGGUCUCAACUUUUUCCCCUUCUUUGGGGAUCAUUGUUCUUGGAUACGGAUGAUUGAUUCAAUUAUAACGUACAGUGUUGAGAAUUUUUGGGUUUGUAUGCUAACUUACAGAAGAUGAUCAAUUCUUGUAAAGAGAAUAGAAUACGAAGAAUUAUUAGUAGAGAUCAGAGGGAGUGCUCGAAUUGCAUUA